GAGAAGGUCCAGGUUCUCUUCACGUAAAAAUUUGUGGGCCCCAAAUCAAAAUCCCCGCUUUCUGACGCCAGACUGCAGUCGCCACUAUCCCACACUAACCUUUCUGUUUCUUGUCCUCUCUCUAUCAGUAAAGUAUUAGAGAGAGAAAGUGGAAGCAAGCAUUGUGAAGGUUUUUUUUUUUUUAAUAUCUUUUGCAUUUAAAGUUGGGGCCUUUUUUCUUUGUAGAAGAAGAGUUGUUUUUCCUUCUAUUUUUCGAGUCAUUUGGCUUUCUGGGUCGUGAAGUUUUUUCAUCUGUGGGCGUGGCUUGGUUGUUGGUUUUGGUGAGAAAAUUUGAAGAGUUGGUUUUUAUGAUGUGAUUGUGAUUGGAAUAAAACUACGGUCGAUUGGUGGGCAUAAUAAGGUGGCUCUUUUUUAGCUUUUCUUUUGUUCCUCUUUUCUUUCUUCUCUCUCUCUCUCUUUUUUUUUUUCUUUUUUUGUGUUUGUCAAGCUUGAUAGUUUCACAUCUUAUAUAUUUUUGCAUGUAUUUAAGAACUAAGAACCUUUAUCAAUAAACUGAAAGACCAUAGAUACAAGCAAUACAGAGUUUUUGAGAACAGAGACCGCAGAUGGGCAGAGCUAUUUUGUAGAGAAACUAGGUGGGCAUUUCAGAUCUCGAAAUUUCGGAAAUUGGUUUUCUUGAGUAUUUUGAUUGGAUGAAUAUGUUGCGGAUUAAGGAAAUGGGAAUUUAAGCUUUGGGUUUACAGGGCUUUAAUCCAAGUAGCUUUCUUCAAUUUUUUUUUUUUCCUUCUUAGAGAACUUUAUUUUAGCUUUGGGUGGGGUUUCUGAAAUUGUGGAACUUUUAGAAAAGAAUGGUUUGAAUAUUAGCAGUUAUUUGGGGGCAAUGUUAAGAGGAUUCACUCUUGGAUUGUUGAUUUCUUUUUAUUUAAUUGUCUAUGUCUCAGCCAUUGAUAGUGACAUUCCUCAUUGUAAUUGUGAUGAUGAGGGCUUUUGGAGCUUACAAACAAUUCUAGAGUGUCAGAGAGUGAGUGAUUUCUUGAUUGCAGUGGCAUACUUUUCAAUCCCUGUUGAGCUCCUUUACUUUGUUAGCUUCUCAAACCUUCCUUUCAAAUGGGUCCUCUUUCAGUUUAUUGCAUUUAUAGUCCUUUGUGGGUUGACCCAUUUGCUCAAUGGAUGGACUUAUUACGGUCCUCCCUCUUUCCAACUGAUGUUGUCCCUCACCAUUGCGAAAUUCCUCACAGCCUUGGUCUCUUGUGCAACUGCCAUAACCCUUUUGACCUUGAUCCCUCUUCUUCUCAAAGUAAAAGUGAGAGAGCUUUUCUUGAGGCAAAAUGUCUUGGAAUUGGACCAAGAGGUUGGGAUGAUGAAGAGGCAGAAAGAAGCGAGUUGGCACGUUCGGAUGUUGACUAGAGAAAUUAGGAAGUCUCUUGAUAAACAUACCAUAUUGUAUACUACUUUGGUUGAGCUCUCCAAGACGCUGGAGUUGCACAACUGUGCUGUUUGGAUGCCAAAUGAGGAUAGUACGGAUAUGAACCUGUUCCACGACUUGAAAUCAAGAUCUUCAAAGAGUUACCCCCGUUCCAUACCUAUUAAUGACCCUGAUGUCUUGGAAAUAAUAGAGAACGAAGGGGUGAGAAUAGUGAGGCCUGAAUCGGCACUUGGGAAUGCAAUGAGAGGCGAGCCUGGGGAAUUGGGUGCUGUGGCGGCAAUUCGGAUGCCAAUGCUUCGGGUUUCGAAUUUCAUGGGGGGUACUCCAGAGAUGGUCGAUACUUGUUAUGCCAUAUUGGUUUUGGUUCUUCCGGCUGCAAAUUCUAGAGUUUGGAGCUACCAAGAGCUGGAGAUAGUAGAAGUGGUGGCUGACCAAGUGGCCGUGGCCCUUUCUCACGCCGAUGUUCUUGAAGAAUCCCAGUUGAUGAGAGAAAAACUUGCUGAGCAAAAUCGCGCAUUGCAACAGGCCAAGAAGAACGCGAUGAUGGCAAGCCAAGCAAGGAACACGUUUCAGAAGGUAAUGAGUUAUGGAAUGAGAAGGCCUAUGCAUUCAAUCUUGGGUUUGCUUUCGAUGUUCCACGAGGAGAAUAUGAGCCUUGACCAGAGGACUAUCAUAGACACAAUGAUCAAAACCAGCAGUGUUCUCUCUACUUUGAUAAAUGAUGUUAUGGAGAUUCCGGCAAAAGACGAUGGAAAGUUCCCAUUGCAAAUGAGACCUUUUGAAUUGCAUUCCAUGAUAAAGGAAGUGGUUUGCCUAGUCAAGUGCCUGUGUAUGUAUAAAGCCUUUGGUUUUGUAACUGAUGUCCAGAGCUCUUUGCCUAAUCAGGUGAUAGGUGAUGAAAGAAGGGCUUUUCAAGUUAUUUUGCAUAUGGUUGGGUAUCUAUUAAGCAUCCAUAAAGGAGGAGGGACUGUCGUGUUUCGGGUUUUCUCAGAGAGUGGUAGCGAGGGCAGAACUGAUAAGGUUCAGGGGAUGUGGAGACAGAGUGUUGCAGAUAAUUUUGUAAGCAUAAAGUUUGAAUUUGAGAUCAGUAGGGUCGGUUCUCAUUCAUAUGGAUCAACCUCAGAAACAGAUUAUGCUAGUAGGAGGCAUAAUAGCGGCGAAGUUAAGGAGGGCCUGAGCUUCAGCAUAUGCAAAAGGCUUGUGCAAAUGAUGCAAGGUAAUAUCUGGAUAUCUCCAAACCAAGUAGGUCUAGCACAAAGCAUGACACUUGUUCUCCGGUUUCAAAUCCGACCUUCUUUCGGAAGAAACAGUUUUGUUCCUGUAAGUUCCAUAGAUCAGCCGAGGUCCAACCCGCAGUUCAGAGGCCUCCGAGUUAUACUAGCUGACGAUGAUGACGUAAACAGGACAGUGACAAAGAAGCUGCUGGAGAAGCUGGGUUGUCAAGUAUUGGCUGUUUCUUCGGGUUUCGAGUGCCUGAGUGCUGUUACUGCUGCUGAGAACUCUUGCAGGGUUGUUCUUUUGGACAUCCAUAUGCCUGAGAUGGAUGGCUUCGAAGUGGCAUUGCGAAUCCGGAAAUACCGCAGCCGUAACUGGCCGUUGAUAAUAGCCGUGACAGCAAGCGCGGAGGAGCAGGUGAAGGAGAGGUGCCUGCAGAUGGGCAUGAAUGGAUUGAUUCGGAAACCCGUUGUGUUGCAAGGUUUGGCGGAUGAACUUCAAAGAGUCUUUCAGAGGGCUGCUGAAGUCUUGUGAAGAGGAGAAAAUCACUCAUCAGUGGUAUUGGUAUUUGCCUUCAAAUUUCUAGGGAGUCUCUAAAAAGAGCACACCAAAUAUAGAGUUCAACCUCGACUUACAGAUGUAAAACUUAGUAUUCGCUUGACAAAAUACAGGUGUUAGACCUUGCUAAUCAUUUCCAUUUUUUAAGCCAUAUAAUCAAUGUUAUGAAUUAUAUA
Messenger RNA from Morus notabilis, 3375 nucleotides. Its product is annotated as protein EIN4. Gene Ontology annotation, molecular function: ethylene binding; protein binding; phosphorelay sensor kinase activity. The record is from RefSeq and is a predicted model, not a curated record. Gene Ontology annotation, cellular component: endoplasmic reticulum membrane; endoplasmic reticulum. NCBI's taxonomy places the organism in Eukaryota, Viridiplantae, Streptophyta, Magnoliopsida, Rosales, Moraceae. The transcript is spliced from 2 exons. Bases 881 to 3175 code for a protein of 764 amino acids. Gene Ontology annotation, biological process: phosphorelay signal transduction system; response to ethylene.